AUUCAGUGUAUGCGGGACAGCCUAAGAAGUAGGCGCGGUGGCGGAGCUUUUGCGACAAUUCGAAAAGUUUUUCAGUAUUUUGGUAAACAACCCGAUGUGAUACUUUCACACGGGCCGUUUUUUAUUUUUUAUUUUUCAUUGAUUGGCUUCUUGAGGUGGUUGCACCAUGCAUCAUUACCGAACUUUCCUUAAAACGCUGAGUAUCAUUGUUUAAAACGAAGUUCUACACAGUGUUCGAAGUAAAGAAGUGUUCAAGAAAUGUUGAGAAAAAGUUCAUCGUUGUUCAAACUGGCGGUGAUGGAGAGAGCUCUAUAACGGAGGGGCUGAGAACCGCCCUCGCCCGACUGCGACAGAGAUCAACUCCCCCUGGUAGCCAGACGUCCCCAUUGCACCAACCUUCUAAUUGCAUAGCCUCCGAGAGCUGCUCCUCAGGCAGCACGAACAACAGCCACUGCCCUUCUAGCCCGCGCCCUAAAAUGACCGUCAAUUCGCAGUCGGGCCCCAGAUCUCCCCGACCUCCCGACGACCUCAUUAGCACUGCCACCUCUGCCCUCCGACGCCUUCACUUCAAAACCGGAAGAAACGCCACCAAAAACUCCACCAAGCAGCCUGUCCCAAAGGUGAUAGUCAUGGGCUCAAGUACUGCUUCCGAAACCACCAUCAAUACCAGCACAGACAGCUCUAAUACCAUCGUAACAACAGUAACAGCAACUGACGGGGACGUGACGGAGGACAGCUUAGACCAUCCUGAAGCGGUUGAUUAUUUCAAUUCAGAAAACGCAGAUGGCAACAAAAUCCUCCAACCAGUUCCACUAUCACCCAAAACACCAAUCACCGCAAAACAACAAACACCUCCAACUGCUAAACAGGAAACCCGAUUCAAUUUCGAUGUUGAAACACCCAAAGCUGUUCUAUCAAAAGAAGAGAACAAGUUCGUGUUCGAAUCGCAAGAACCCAGCAACCCUCAGGAGAAAACUGUCGAGAAACUGAUGGAAGAGCAGAUUGAGGCUCUGAAAAUGGAAGCCCGUCGCAGAAACAGCUACAAACAAGCGGCGCAAAACGACUUUGAAAAAAUGUCAGUGGACCCGCCCGCAGAAAAGCCCCACCCGAAGGACUUCAGAAGGAGCUACCGCGCGGCUCAAAACGACAUGGAGAAGAUGAUGGUGGACAAGACGAGUCCGAAGGAGCACAGGCGAAGUGUGCGGAAACGGCUGGACGUGGAGGGCAAAGAGAAGCCCGAGAGGACCUCCCCGAAGCGGCGCGCCGAGCGGACCUUGAACUCCUCGCCGGAGACCAACGACGACUCCCCCAAGCCCAAACACCGGCACAAAAAGGCCAGCAGACGCCACCACUCGCCCAACAAGCCGCGAGAGAAGUUCAGCUACGACGAGAAGCACAUUGCCAAGUAUCGGGAAAAGGCUCGGAUGACCCCGCCUUUGCCAGACCUCCGCGUAGACUUCUUCAACGAAACGGUGGAUGCUUGCCAAGUGGAUUCGUUGCAUGUUUCCGGCGAAAAGCGCGGCAGCGUGUGUCUCAACAAAUGUUUACGAGAAGUGGGGGCUCAGCUAGAAGCAUCUGCCACAUCACCUAUAAAUGUUACUACUAAUCCUUUGGAAAAUUCAGUACACUUUGGUGGCCGAAAAGCUCCGCAAGCCACUAUCGUCGUUCAGCAGCCGUCACUCAGCUUGGAUCACUCGAAUGUCUCGACGAUCCUGCUGAAGAACGGAAGUGAAUUCGUGUCGAACGUAGAAAGUGUCGGGAAUAAGUUGAGUUUCAAGAGACAGAAGGAAGAAAACAUGAAGCAGCUACUGGACGUGGCUAACAAUUUAACGCUAGAAGAAAUCCACGAUUUUGAGAUGAGGUACGGGAGCCCUCACCACAAUCGAUCUCAAUCUGUAAAGACUCCAGGCCGGUCUUCUGGUAGACCGAAUUAUCUCUGUUUGCCACAGCAAAGGUCUCGAGUGGCGUCGAUGCCCAACACGGGCGUUGAAGAGGAGUAUUAUCGCCUACGACACUUCUCGAUCACUGGAAAAGGCGUCGUCAAUAGGGGCGACAGUCUGAAAAGCCGCAGAUCUAGGUCCAACAAUUCGGUCGCUUCCAGCAAUUCGAGCACAGAGCAGCUUCCGGGGGCGGUGUCGACGGCGGGAUCGGCACGUACGUCCGCUUCCUGCAGCCUGGCGUCCUCGCGGGAGUCGUCCACCAGCGCCCCCGGCCCCACCCCGUACAAGGUCCUGAUGCUGGGGGGCCCAGCCGUGGGCAAAUCCUCCCUAGUCUCCCAGUUUAUGACUUCCGAGUACCUCCACGCUUAUGACACUAGCAUAGAUAGCGAAAACUGCGGCGGGAUUAGUCUAAGGAUCGAAUUCGUUUCUGGUGAGGUAGACAAACAGGAUGACGAAAGCGGGGAGAAAUCCGUGUCCGUUCUGUUGGCCGGCGAGGAAUCCGAACUUACUUUUAUAGAUUUUGCGACAGCUGACUUAUCGCCGGACAGUUGUAUAAACAAAUACACGGAUCCUCACGCAUAUUGUGUCGUCUAUUCGAGUGCCGACCGGUCGAGUCUUGCGUGUGCCGAAAAAAUCCUGCAGACCCUGUGGACGCUGGACACCAUCAGCACAAAAGCCGUCAUUCUCGUCGCGAAUAAAGCUGAUCUUGUCAGGUCGAAAGUCGUCUCGACUGAAGAGGGAAAAUCGAUGGCAACAGCUUACGAUUGCAAGUACAUAGAGACAUCUGUAGGCAUCAAUCACAACGUAGACGAACUGCUGGUAGGAAUCCUCACUCAAAUCCGGUUAAAAUUGGAGAAUCCGGAGAGAUCAAGGGAUCUGUUCCGUAAGAGGAGCUCGUCGAAGAAGAAUUUGAAUAGGAAUAGAUCGCCGGUUUCCGCCACGGGAACGCCGACGGGAAGUGCCGCCAAUUCGCCGAAGAAGUACAGAGGCUCUCGCACCUCUGCGAGCUUAAAAGUCCGGAAUUUGUUAGGGAAAGUUUGGGCGAGGGACAGCAAAUCCAAAUCUUGUGAAAAUUUGCACGUCUUGUAAUUCUCUUUUAGUUGAGUCCACGUGCUGAAAGUACAAUUCCAAUUGUGAUUUUUUUCGAGAUUAGUUGAGAUUAGUUUUAGGUGCACACUUUUUAUACAUUUUUUGACCAUACUUAUACCUAUUUCUAAGCCAUUAUUUUAUAUUUAUAUUAGGGUAAAAUAUACUUGUUUUCUAAAAUCAUACAUUUCAUUUUAACUGUCUCUUACAACACUAACAAUUUCCAAAACAUAUCGAAUCUGAGUUCUGACGCCCGAAACAUUUUAGUGGGUCCACGCAAGCAAACACCAAAAAUAGUACGGCCAAACUGUGACUUAAAGUCCCGGAGUUUGGAGUAAAAGCUUUAUUUUAGUCGUUUGUCCUUGUCAGUUUUUUGAUUAUUUCCGGAAUUAAUCAAAUUGGGUCCAUACUGUAGCAAGUAAUUAGGUAGAUAGGUGUAAAAUAUUUGUAGAAAGUGUAAACUAUUAAAGUAAAAUUUUUGAAUUUGUACUUUACUGAGCAAGGUGAAGCUUUAAAAUGCGAGAAUUUAUUAGUUCGUAAUGGCAGUUCAGUUUUGUUUAACACAGGGUGUUAAAUUAGAUGCAACUGAAAGAAAUAACGUAUACAGUCUGGUCCAAAAUAUAUUCUUAAUUGUGACGAGGGUACGGGCGAAACAUGACUGAAGUCAGUUCAUAUCAAACUAUAGCCGCUAUAAUAUAUCACUGCUACACGACGUGGCAUUUGCUCAUUUUGGACCGGCCUGUACUUAACAAUGUAAAUAGAAUAUUUUUAUGGAGUUGGAAAUAAUGACUCUAAGAAAUUUAAUAAUUAUUAUGAAUGUAAAUUCAGUAUUAGAUGUAAUUUUUGUUGCAGCCCAUGUAUAAAAGUAUUUUUGUCUCGACAAAUUCGAUCAUGAAAUUUAAUGAGAAAUAUGUAAAUUUGGAAUAAAUUCGAUUUAUCUUUGAUUGUAAAACUUUAACCCUUUGCACACUAAAUCACAAACAAAUUUGCAUGCUAAUUAUAACUUGGAUUGUUUGGUAUACAUACAAAAAUAUUUUUGUACAUUGAUCAAAAUUCCAUUGUAGAUCAGAGAGCUCAAUUAUUUAAAAUCAAAAUAAAUCUUAGAAAAUUUGACCAAUUUUAUUUGUGCCUUUGUAUAGAGGCUUGGUUAGAGGACAAAAGCAUUCAAGGACUGAAUUUUGAAGAAACAAAUUCCAUAUCCCUCUAUAUGUUGAUUAAAUAACGCAUUAAUAUAAUCAGUAUUCAUUAUUAAAUAGUAUAUGCAAAAAGUAUAUAUUAUACGUGUCUUUUAAAUUUUCAAACAGUGUGGUAUCUUCCAUUUUUAAAAGUAUGUCGUUUAAAUGUUUAGCAGCUAAGAUAUCUUUGUUUCUCUUUUAAUAAGUGCCAAUCUCUCUUUUCCGUUGUUGUAUAAUUUAUUCGGUAAGUGUUGAUUUAGUUUAGGUGUUAGCAUAAUGGAAUCCAUUAUUAUAAUCCCUGAUUGUAAUGAUUUAUUCCAUUAGCUUGAUUUUCAUGUUCGGACAACCGGGUAAAAUUACUAGAAAAUGUAGAUCACGUUUUAAUUUUUUCGAUUCAAAUUUAAAUUGCUUUAUUUCGUUUCCGACAUUUCUUGUUAACAAAUUUCAGAAAAAUAUUUAGUGCGUUAGGGACUUAGUUAAAUCGUAUUGUAUUAUUGUAGUCACAGUUAUAGAAAGAAACAUAAUGCACAAGUUGGAAUUUUGAAGUUUGUAAAUUUAUAAUCCAUUAUUUGUAUCAUGUAAUGAAGUUUAUAUCAAUAAAAUUUUUGCCGUGUAUUUA
Messenger RNA from Tribolium castaneum (red flour beetle), 4820 nucleotides. RefSeq lists its product as hypothetical. The coding region runs from base 477 to 3029 and encodes 850 amino acids. The transcript is spliced from 10 exons. Gene Ontology annotation, cellular component: plasma membrane. The record is from RefSeq and is a predicted model, not a curated record. Gene Ontology annotation, molecular function: calcium channel regulator activity; GTP binding; GTPase activity. Lineage: Eukaryota; Metazoa; Arthropoda; Insecta; Coleoptera; Tenebrionidae.